Molecule: messenger RNA, 1998 nt
Organism: Bombus pyrosoma
Lineage: Eukaryota; Metazoa; Arthropoda; Insecta; Hymenoptera; Apidae
Product: hippocalcin-like protein 4
Exons: 5
Coding region: 920-1657 (245 amino acids)
Molecular function (GO): calcium ion binding
Source: RefSeq, a predicted model, not a curated record
GUUUUGCGCUAAGAAAUUCGUGAUCCUCGAAUGGUUUCCUCGUCUCCGAGCGAGUCCGAUUCAACUUUCGCGCUUGUUACCGUUUUUCUAAAUUAGAACAAACGAUAAACGAAUACGGGUCACGGUGAACCGUAUCUGAUUACGUCAAUCGUAUUUUGAUAAAUUAACUGCGUUUAACUUUUUACGCGAAGGAUAAAUUAUGCGUUUAUUCCGCAUUCCCGCGCACUUCCUUCUCAGAGGAUUCUAUUUCGCUAAUAAGAAAAAUAUACCUUUCGAUACGAAUAGAUGAAUCAUAAAACGUGAAUGUCGAGUGGAAUAAGAUGUAUUUUAUGCAUGUUAGUUCAUUAGUAUUCCGCGCGUAAUACGCGCUUGAAUAUACAUGAAUAAGUAGCUUCUAUAAUAAGACAUUCGAGAGAGAAAUAGGAUGUGUUCGAUGAUCCACAUCAUGUACACAUCAUUUUUCGUAAAUGAAUUACGUUUUGUUGCGUUUAGGAUAGGUGAUAUCCUAUAUCGAUAUCGAGUUCGAAUCCUGGAGUAUCAUUGCCAUAUCAUCCGCACUUUUGAAUUUCUACAAUAAUAUAAUCCGGCGAUACAGUCAGUGCAACUAUUAAUAAAUGGUUAAGAAUUACUUUUAACGCAACGUUCGAGGAACUCGCGAUUCAUUUAUUAGGUUUAGAGCUAUUGAUAUGCCAAAUUGUCUAAAUAUUUUGAACAGCAGUUUCCUCGAACCAACUCCUCCAACUCAGUUGCACUGUGUGCGUCAGUUCUGUUUUACUUCUGAUCGAGAAAGCUUCUGCAUUUUGAUUUUCUCGUGAAUUUCAUUAAUCGGGCAAUUUUCCCUUCCUUUAAGUAUCUCUGUAGUUGAUAUGGAAGCUAUUAAUGAUUUAAAAUUUUUAACGACCAUAUUCGUAUAACGAUAAUGUCUAAUAGUCUCAAUGUCGAUAAUAAGAGUAUCGAGCAGAUUAGAGAUCGUAUAAGCCUCUCGUUAAAAAUGCAACGGAGCUUCAAGAAGAUGAAGAGGAGUAUCCGAAAGAUAACUGAAACUUCGACGAGUGUUCAACCUCACUGCGUUUUCGUAGAGAACAUGCAAGACGAUGAGAAACAACCGCUGUACAUAUUUCCGGAACGGCUCUCUUAUUUAACGUACCAAACGGGAUUUUCGAAGGAUGAGAUACGAAAGCUGUAUCGAGCCUUUAAACAGCAUUGUCCGAAAGGGGCCGUAACCACGAACGAUCUGAAACCAGCGUACGCAAAAUUAUUUCCGUUAGGAGACCCGGCGAAAUACGCGCAAAUCGUUUUUAACGCUUUUGAUAAGGAUAGGGACGGUAUCGUUAGCUUCGCGGAUCUCCUUAACGAAGUUGCUUUAAUUAUUAAUGGUGAUAUAGAUCAAAAACUCUCCUGGAUUUUCAGAUUUUAUGACCUAAACGGAGACGGUUAUAUCACAAGAAAGGAAAUGCUAGUUAUAAUGUCCGCAAUUUAUGAGAUGCUGCAUAACGGACAGAUUAUUCAACGGAUGGCAAACAGACACGUGGACAAAGUUUUCGAAAAGAUGGAUGUUGAUAAGGAUGGAGUUAUAUCUCAGGAAGAAUUUACGAGUAUUUGUAAAAAUGAUAGUGUAAUUCAAAAACAGCUGGCAAUAUUUAAUCAGUUCUGGUGAUGACAUAUAUGUAUACAUUGAAAUUUCUAAGUUACGCUUAUCCUAAAAGAAACAAGGUAGCUUGAAAAGUUUUCUGUUUCAUAAAUAUUCUUAUUUGCAUGAUAAAAUAGUACAGUUACAAACACAGCUUCCCCAAAAGUUGGAUAACAACGUUAUACAUAAUUAUGCAUAAAGUUAUUUAUAAUUCAACAAUACUUCAGAUGAGAUAGCUUUUCUCCUUCCCCAUGAAAGAUAUAUAUCUUCGCCUUUCUAUGUACAAUAGCUCGUACUUUCAAAAUAUUCUUUUCUGUAAAAUGUAAAAAACGCAGGCAAGGAAAAAUGCAAAUGCCAAUGUUACUAAA